This is a messenger RNA of Penicillium chermesinum, 1302 nucleotides long. RefSeq names its product ornithine-oxo-acid transaminase (gene car2). NCBI's taxonomy places the organism in Eukaryota, Fungi, Ascomycota, Eurotiomycetes, Eurotiales, Aspergillaceae. The transcript has 3 exons. Bases 1 to 1302 code for a protein of 433 amino acids. Gene Ontology annotation, molecular function: pyridoxal phosphate binding; identical protein binding; L-ornithine transaminase activity. The record is from RefSeq and is a predicted model, not a curated record. Gene Ontology annotation, cellular component: cytoplasm.
AUGGCCGCCAACGGGACUAACGCCUUUGCCUACCACGCUGCCUCGAGUGACGAGGCCAUCAAGGCCGAGAGCAAGUAUGCUGCCCACAACUAUCACCCCCUGCCUGUAGUGUUCGCUCGCGCCCAAGGUACUUCCGUCUGGGACCCCGAGGGUCGUCACUACUUGGACUUCCUUUCAGCCUACUCCGCCGUGAACCAGGGCCACUGCCACCCCAAGCUGGUCGCGGCCUUAGUUGAGCAGGCCUCGCGCGUAACCCUGAGCUCGCGCGCUUUUUACAACGAUGUUUUCCCCCGCUUCGCCGAGUUCGUCACGGGCUACUUUGGCUUUGACAUGGUGCUCCCUAUGAAUACCGGCGCCGAGGCCGUCGAGACAGGGAUCAAAAUCGCUCGCAAGUGGGGCUACAAGGUCAAAGGAAUCCCAGAGAAUCAAGCAGUGGUAUUGAGCGCCGAAAAUAACUUCCACGGUCGUACCUUCGCCGCCAUCUCGUUGUCUUCUGAUCCGGAAUCGCGUGAGAAUUACGGCCCUUACCUCCCUGGGAUCGGUUGUACCAUCCCCGGAACCGAGAAGCCUAUUGCCUACAACGACAAGGCUGCUCUCCGCGAGGCCUUCGAGCAGGCCGGCCCUAACCUCGCUGCAUUCCUGGUCGAGCCUAUCCAAGGCGAAGCGGGUAUUGUUGUCCCAGACGAGAGCUACUUGCAGGAAGCUCGCGCUUUGUGUGACAAGCACAACGUGCUUUUGAUCUGCGAUGAGAUUCAGACGGGUAUCGCCCGCACGGGUAAGUUGCUCUGCUACGAAUGGAGUGGGAUCAAGCCCGAUCUUGUCCUGCUCGGCAAGGCCAUCUCGGGUGGCAUGUACCCCGUUUCAUGUGUGCUGGGCAGCAAGGAGGUGAUGCUCACUGUGGAGGCUGGCACCCAUGGCUCAACAUACGGCGGCAACCCGCUGGGCUGCGCUGUCGCUAUCCGGGCACUGCAGGUCAUCCAGGAGGAGAACAUGGUGGAGCGCGCCGAGAAGCUUGGCCAUAUUUUCCGCCGUGGCCUGGUGGACCUCAAGAGUCCCCUCAUCGAGACUGUGCGCGGCAAGGGCCUGCUUAAUGCCAUUGUUAUCGACGAGUCCAAGACCAAUGGCUCCUCUGCCUGGGAUCUGUGCAUGCUGAUGAAAGAGAAGGGCUUGCUGGCCAAGCCGACCCACCAGAACAUCAUCCGUCUGGCACCGCCCCUGGUCAUCACCGAGGAAGAGAUCCAGAAGGCCCUUGACAUCAUCAAGGAAGCUACUGAAGAGCUCCCCACCCUUAAGAGAGGAUGA